AUGGCCGACGAGAAAACCGCCCCAAUUACGGCGGGGGCGCCCGAGGUUGGGACCACUGAAGCCGCCAACCGCGCCGACACCGCCGACACCGCCGGCACCGCUGAGCCAGUGCCGCGACCGCCAGGAUGGAUGUACAAGGGUUUCAAGGUCGGGAAGCAGGAGAUUUGGUAUGCGUCGCCAAUCGUCCAGCUUCUCAUGGUCGCCAUGGUGUGUUUCCUGUGCCCUGGCAUGUUCAACGCCCUCACCGGGCUUGGCGGCGGUGGCCAGGUCGACCCGUCAGCCCAGAACGAUGCCGCCACGGCCCUAAACUCGACGUUCGCUAUAGUCGCCUUUUUCUCCGGAACAAUCGCCAACAAGCUCGGUGUCAAAGCGACGCUGGCAUUCGGCGGUCUCGGCUACUGCAUCUACACCGGCAGCUUCCUGAGCUACAAUCACAACCAGAACCGCGGCUUCGUCGUCUUUGCUGGUGCCUUCCUUGGUGUCUGCGCCGGGCUGCUCUGGACGGCUCAAGGGACCAUCAUGAUGAGCUAUCCUCCUGAGGAAAAGAAGGGCCGCUAUAUUUCAUAUUUCUGGAUCAUCUUCAACCUGGGUGCCGUCAUCGGCGCUCUGGUCCCCCUUGGCCAGAACGUGAAUGCCACCGGCGCCACCAACGUCACCGACGGCACCUACAUCGGCCUCAUCGUGCUCAUGGUUACCGGCGCCCUGCUGGCUCUCGCGCUUUGCAACGCGGACAAAGUCCGCCGCGCGGAUGGCAGCAAGGUCAUCUUGAUGAAGAAUCCUAGCUGGAAGACAGAAUUCAUCGGCUUGUUCGAGACUAUCACCUCCUCGCCGUGGGUCAUCCUGCUCUUCCCCAUGUUCUUUGCCUCCAACGUCUUCUACACGUACCAGCUGAACGACUUCAACGGCGCUCACUUCAACACUCGUACCCGAGCCCUCAACAACCUGUUGUACUGGUCUAGCCAAAUCUUCGGCGCCAUGAUCUUCGGUUACGGCCUGGAUUACGCCGGCGUCCGCCGCUCUGUCCGUGCCAAGGUCAGUCUUGUGGCACUGUUUGCCGUCACCUUCGCCAUCUGGGGCGGCGGUUAUGCAUGGCAGAUCAAGCAAGUCACCCGUGACGUGGUGGAGGCCAAAGAGCCUGAAUACAAGCGGGUUGACUGGACGGAUGGUGGCGAGCUAUACAUCGGGCCCAUGUUCUUGUUCAUCUUUUACGGCUUUUUUGAUGCCGCCUUCCAGACCUCCAUCUACUGGUACAUGGGCGCUCUCAGCAACUCGGGCCGCAAGGCUGCCAAUCUCGCGGGCUUCUACAAGGGCAUCCAGUCCGCCGGCGCCGCUGUUUUCUGGCGCCUGGAUGGUCUGAGGACACCUUACAACACCAUGUUCGGCGCUACCUGGGGUCUACUUGUCGGCUCGAUAAUCAUUGCCGCCCCCGUCAUCUUUAUGCGCAUCAAGGACACUGUCACUGUUGAGGAGGAUCUCAAAUUUAGCGAUGAGACGGUCGAGGACAUCGUGCCUACGAGGGAUGUUGUCACACAUUUCAAGCAGGACGCCGUUUGA
Messenger RNA from Chaetomium globosum CBS 148.51, 1554 nucleotides. RefSeq lists its product as uncharacterized. Gene Ontology annotation, molecular function: transmembrane transporter activity. The record is from RefSeq and is a predicted model, not a curated record. The transcript is spliced from 3 exons. Gene Ontology annotation, biological process: transmembrane transport. Lineage: Eukaryota; Fungi; Ascomycota; Sordariomycetes; Sordariales; Chaetomiaceae. Bases 1 to 1554 code for a protein of 517 amino acids.